AUGGCCUCCACUUUUACCGCAUGGCUGCGUUCUCCCGCCGCUCGCGAGUAUUUCUUCAGUACUCACUUCUGGGGACCGGUCGCAAACUGGGGUCUCCCCUUGGCCGCUCUAGCAGACUUGCGGAAGGACGAGGAUGUCAUCUCUGGCCCCAUGACACUAGCUUUGUGCUCUUAUUCCAUGGUAUUCAUGCGAUUCGCAUGGCGAGUUAUUCCUAGAAACUACUUGCUAUUCGCAUGUCAUGCAACAAACGCGACAGCGCAGAGUGUGCAGGGCGGCCGUUUCAUCAACUACUGGUACAUGGGGGGCAAGGAUCGCGCUGAUGCAGCGAAGGCUGUCAAACCAGUCGAAUCCGCCGCCGCCUAG
This is a messenger RNA of Sparassis crispa, 363 nucleotides long. Its product is annotated as Probable mitochondrial pyruvate carrier. The transcript is spliced from 5 exons. Gene Ontology annotation, cellular component: mitochondrial inner membrane. The coding region runs from base 1 to 363 and encodes 120 amino acids. The record is from RefSeq and is a predicted model, not a curated record. Gene Ontology annotation, biological process: pyruvate import into mitochondria. NCBI's taxonomy places the organism in Eukaryota, Fungi, Basidiomycota, Agaricomycetes, Polyporales, Sparassidaceae.